Molecule: messenger RNA, 2124 nt
Organism: Theileria annulata
Lineage: Eukaryota; Apicomplexa; Aconoidasida; Piroplasmida; Theileriidae
Product: Myb-like DNA binding protein (CDC5)
Exons: 11
Coding region: 1-2124 (707 amino acids)
Biological process (GO): mRNA splicing, via spliceosome
Cellular component (GO): Prp19 complex; spliceosomal complex
Source: RefSeq, a predicted model, not a curated record
AUGCUCAUCCAAAUCAAGGGAGGAGUCUGGAAAAACACAGAGGAUGAAGUCCUCAAGGCAGCAGUCAUGAAAUAUGGCCUCAAUAAUUGGUCCAGAGUCUCGUCAUUAUUGGUAAAUAAAUCAGCAAAGCAAUGUAAAGCAAGAUGGUUCGAGUGGUUAGAUCCACAUAUCAAAAAAACUGAAUGGUCAAGAGAAGAGGAAGAAAAACUUCUACAUCUAGCCAAAUUAUUUCCAACACAAUGGAGAACAAUCGGACCGCUAAUAGGAAGAACAGCAUAUCAAUGCCUCCAACAUUAUGAACGUCUCCUAGACCAAGCUCAAGGGCGAGAAGAGGAUGAUCAAUUUGAUCCAAGAAAACUGAGACCGGGUGAAAUUGAUCCGCAAUUGGAGUGUAAACCCUCAAGAGCUGAUGCAGUGGAUAUGGAUGAUGACGAAAAGGAAAUGCUGGCGGAAGCAAGAGCACGUUUGGCAAAUACACGCGGAAAAAAGGCUAAAAGGAAGGCACGAGAGAAGGCCCUGGAACAAUCAAAACGAAUCGCAAUGCUACAAAAACGUAGAGAAUUAAAAUCAGCAGGAAUAAAUGUUAGAAACUUCAAAAUGAAAAAAAUAACAAUGGAUUAUGAAAAGGAAAUACCAUUUGAAAUGCAACCACCAAAGGGAUUUUAUCCUCCAGAUGAAGAAAGGCCAGCUAACCUAUCAAUUAAGAAUAUUGAGCAACUGGAGGGAAUUCGUCGAGACCAAGAAAUGAAUAAAUUGAGAAAAGAUGAUAUAAGAAAGCUAAAGAGACUACAGAGUGAUGACACACCGGCUGCAAUGUCAAUUUUUGAAAAGUACGACAAAUCAAAAACAUUGAAGAAUAAACUUGUACUACCAGAACCAACAAUGACAGAUGAUGAAAUAAAUCAAAUAAUCAAAAUGGGAGCGGACAUCCAGCUUUUGGAAAAUGUAGCCAACAGCACGGUGGCAAGGACACCAAUGACCACCUCAAUAAUGGAGGAAGCAAGAAUAGCAGCAAUGGCUAAUAGAUUGCAAACACCACUUGAAGGAGAAAUGAACUUUCCCGACUCAUCAUUCCCUGUGCCGCCAACUCCUUCACAGUUUCAGACCCCUAACCCAAUUAAACAGCUUAUGGCUCAGACCCCCUUAACUAUCUUUGGAUCGAGGUCUUCCUCAGCAUUUACGCCUAGACCAAGUGAACCCUCAGUAUAUGAUGACGCCUCGGAUUCGGACCCGAUUGGAUCAAAGGCUAGACUGGAUAUGGCAAGGUUAUACGUAAAGGCAAGCUUGUCAAACCUCCCAGAGCCAGAAGGGAAUGUUGAAGUUACAAUUCCAGAUAUUGAAACCAUGGAAGAGGAAGAAGUUGAACAAGAUUUGGAUAUGGAAGAGAUAGAAAGACGUAAACAGGAAUUGGAAAAGAAAAAACAAGAAGAAAGAGAACUCCUGGAGACACAAGUCAUCCAGAGAAAGCUGCCAAGACCAGUAGUCUUCAAUUCAAUAGUUUUUGUAAAUGACCUAGAAAAUACAUUUAAUGAAUCGCAGUCCAAGUAUAACCAGUUAAUAAAUGAAGAGUUCGUAAACCUGCUGGCAUACGACAGUGUGAAACAUCCUAUUCCUCACGGAAGACCUGCGGACCAGUACAAACCUAAGGAGUAUUUUGAUUUGAAACUAAUAGAGGAAUCAAGGAAACUAAUCGAUUCCGAAGCGGAAAACUUGUCAAAAGGCCUAGAAGAUUCAAAUUUGUUGCUAGAAUGGAAAACGAGCAACUUUAAGUAUUCUCACCUCCAAAAGAGAUAUAUGCCAUGUGAAAAGCUAACACUGCAAGAACAAAAGUUAGCGGAAGAAAUGUUAUGUAAAGAAUACGAGAAACACCUGGAAAAUCUAUCUAAGAGAAUAAAAAGCCUGGAAAAUAAGUAUAAUGUGUCAACUGGAGGGUAUCGCAGUAGAGAAGAAAAAAUACUUAAAGAAAUUGGAGAAAUGUAUGAUUCCAUUAUACAAUCAACAAAUGACUGCAACUCAUUCAAGGAAAUGGAACAGGUGGAAAGAAGAUCAUCGGAGGAGAGAAUAUCAUUCCAGUUGAGCCAAUUACAGAAGGAAAAAUCAAUGAACAGAAAAUUACAGGUAUAA